Molecule: messenger RNA, 916 nt
Organism: Cynara cardunculus var. scolymus (artichoke)
Lineage: Eukaryota; Viridiplantae; Streptophyta; Magnoliopsida; Asterales; Asteraceae
Product: pleckstrin homology domain-containing protein 1-like
Exons: 1
Coding region: 37-471 (144 amino acids)
Source: RefSeq, a predicted model, not a curated record
AUCCCCCCACGCCUCCACCUCCACCACCACCACCAGAUGGCCAGCUUAUGGCGAGCCGUGAUGGGCGAAUCACCACCCAACGCCGACGACUAUGACGGCGUUCAGUACUGGUCAAAUCCCGAGCGCACCGGCUGGCUCACAAAGCAAGGCGAGUACAUCAAGACCUGGCGUCGGCGUUGGUUCGUCUUGAAACAAGGAAAGCUCUUCUGGUUCAAGGAAUCCAUCGUUACCCGCGGCUCCCGGCCACGUGGAGUGAUCCCAGUGGCCACCUGUCUCACAGUUAAAGGAGCCGAAGAUGUCCUCAACAAGCAGUUCGCUUUCGAGCUCUCGACCCGAUCCGAAACCAUGUACUUCAUCGCAGAUUCGGAGAAAGAGAAGGAAGAUUGGAUUAAUUCAAUCGGAAGGUCAAUUGUUCAGCUCUCGAGGUCCGUCACUGACAACGAGAUCGUUGAUUAUGAUAGCAACAGAUGAUCAUUUAAUCUAACGAUCUCUACCUCUUUAACAAUUUUGCCUGUAAAAUUUGGUAUGAUGCUCUUUCCUUGGUUUGUAUAUGAAUCGAUAACAUAAUUUCUCUUGUUGGAUUUAAUGCCGUCACUUUUUUUUUCUCUUAUCAAGUACGAUAUGUAGUUUUUAGGGCUUCCUCUUAGAACGUGCAAUUUCUGAACUGGGCUACCAAUUUUAGGGCAUGAUUGCCUCAUAAUGAUGUUGUUUUCCUGAUCAUACUUUCUGAAUUUGGCCAUGGUUCCUUUCAUCUAUAGCAAUUGGUAUGGAAUCUGCAUCCAAAUCAUAGUUCUUGACUGUUACUUUGCCUGUGACUGGAGUACCUUGAAACUAGGAUCAUGCUCUGUAAAUUCAUUUUGUCAGAAUUAAGAAAUGCAGAUCACUUUGUAGUUGUUGGGAAGGUCCUAAACAUCUU